AGGGCUUUCUUCUGAGAGUUUACAUACCUGGAUUCUCUCCGCUCUCCUUGUUGCUCCAACACAUCUUGACUUCGCUCUCUGCUUAGAUAAUGGACUACGAUUUCAGGAACAGAGCCGGACCUCCGUAUGCAGCACAAGUUCCGAUGUACGGCCAGGACACGUCAUCGCCGACGCCGGCGACAAGCCACCCGAUGUACGGAUCGUCUCUAUACCCGAGGAUCGGUCAACCAGGUCACAGCCAUGUUAUGGUCCAGCCCCCAUCGCGGACCUCCUCGUAUCACCAGGCCUCGUCUUCUUCCUCCUCUUCUUCUGCUGGAUUGGGCAUUAAGGUGGUUUUGAAACCAGAGUAUCGGAUCACUCCUCCGCCUCAGUUGUCACCGCUAGUGGGAGAUAUCCCGCGUAGCAGCUUCGAGUUUGAUUUUGACUUUGAAAGAAGAAUCCUGGCUGAGGCAGAGAAAGAAAACCAGAAUUGGAGUAAACUUGGGUUGGAAAAUCUUCCAUCUAAAGCCCCGGAAUCAACAUCUUCAGUGGGUUCAAAUCCUGUUGUGAAAAAGUACAUUGCCUCAGGACUCAAUGCAGAAGCUGUUUCCAUAGCAGUUGGAACCUACGGAGACAAUCCAGCAAAGGUUCAAGAGUUUGUCAAUGCCUAUACUCUUCUACGAGAAAUGGGAUUUUCAUCUAGCAAUGUCUCCGAGGCCUUGUUAAUGUUUGAUAAUGAUACGGACAAGGCGCUGGCGCAUUUCCUCAACAGCCCUUCUUAAGAAAACUGGUAAUUUGUUAGUUAAAAUCGAACAUCAAUCCUUUGGUUUGAUUCUUAUUGUAAAGAGAUAGGCCCCUUUUAGCUUGUUUUUUCGGCCUUUGUAACAAAUUGCACCGUGUUACUACCAUGUACCAGAGUCCAGAAUGAUAUGACAGAUAUAUGUUUCAAUUUAGUUCAAAUGCAGCACUACGUGAUGCCUGCUACUCUUUCAACCUUAAGUAUAAUCGGCCAACAUGGCGUGCCCAAGUCGAUGAAAACAGUCAUGGAUUUGCUGCUGUUUAUAUGGAUUAUGAAUUGUAUAAUCGAAAAUUCAUAUUGACAUUUGCUUUCAACUUUACUUUUUCUGGCAUUUGUAUCUUGGUAUGUUUAUUAUAAGCAGAAAAUGGCUGUUUCGAUUAUAAA
Carica papaya (papaya) is the source of this 1162-nucleotide messenger RNA. RefSeq names its product Ubiquitin-associated/translation elongation factor EF1B protein. Gene Ontology annotation, molecular function: ubiquitin binding. NCBI's taxonomy places the organism in Eukaryota, Viridiplantae, Streptophyta, Magnoliopsida, Brassicales, Caricaceae. Gene Ontology annotation, biological process: ubiquitin-dependent protein catabolic process via the multivesicular body sorting pathway. Gene Ontology annotation, cellular component: ESCRT I complex. The record is from RefSeq and is a predicted model, not a curated record.